This is a messenger RNA of Salmo salar (Atlantic salmon), 2245 nucleotides long. RefSeq lists its product as uncharacterized. Gene Ontology annotation, cellular component: nucleus. Lineage: Eukaryota; Metazoa; Chordata; Actinopteri; Salmoniformes; Salmonidae. The record is from RefSeq and is a predicted model, not a curated record. Gene Ontology annotation, biological process: regulation of gene expression.
GCCGUUAAACCCCAUCGAAGAAGUACGUCAGGCGUUGAAAGGAAGUGCGGACGCAUAUAACUUUACCACUUACGUUGUUGCCAGUUAUAAAUAUCUACGGAUUGUUUAGUCCACAUACGCUUCGAAAUUGUAUACAAAACUGUAAUUUGGACUGGACAACAUGGCGCAGUUGGUAUCCAUUAUGGAGGUUUUAGCUAAAGCAGCUGUAGCAGAAAUUAACAAACGUGUUGAUGAUAGCUGUGCAGUUAUACGUUUGGAAAUUACCCAAAGCCAGCGAGAUAUUGAUGUACUGAAAAGGAAGUGUCAAAUGAUGGAGAGCGAGCUGAAGAAGACACGAGGACAAGUCAGGAGAAAAGUUCUUUACCCCAUGGCAUCAGAGAGAUCUUCAUAUCCAGUCAAGAUUGUUUUGAACAAGCAGAAGAGUAAAUCACAGUGGAGAGAUGGAGCGAUGGCUGUUGAAGAGGACUCUCAACCCCAGCCUACAGAUGUGGAGCAGAGAGCAGAGACUGAACCCAUACUGAUCAAAGAUGAAGAGACAGCAGAGGAUGUGUGGGAGACUGACCCUCAGGAAGAGCUCAGGAUCACUGGAGAGGAGUCUGGUUCCAAGCCUGGGCAACCACCAUCCUUUGAGCAACGGCACUUUGAUGAGGACUUCAUCACACAACCCAACAUAUCUCCUGAAGACUCAGUGGAACAUUGCCCCAAUUCUGAUGGUCCAGAGGAACCAGGCACACCCCGGCUCGCAUCUACAGAGGUGUUCAGCACAGAGCAACACCAGCCAGCCGAGGAUGAGGACUCACAAGAGCAAGUGAUGGUGAAGGUUGAGAAAAAGGAGGUGCUGGAUCAGACCACAACCCUGGCAGGACCUGACCAGUUUGUCAUGGAUGAGACUGAUGGGCAGCUGUGGACAUCUGUGGAUCCAGGCAGAGACACUGACCCUGAUGGCCAUCCAGAUUUCUCCUUUCAUGCCAUAGAGGAGUACUCUCAGAAUAUCUCAAUUUUCCCAUCUCACAGUGGGCUUCCAUCCCUUCCUACUAUGACAGAUGAUGUAGGACCAUCGGUUCACUCUUCUAUAGGGAAACCACAUGCUAACAUGUUCAGUGCAGCAGCACACAUGAAAAGACAUGUCAGGACAUUGGCUGAUGAGACUAGACAACAGAUGCCAGAAAGACAGAGCAGCGAGACGCUGAACUCAAAUAAUGACGGAAAUAGUUUAGCUCUACAGCCAAGGCAGCAUCAGCACAGGGCUUCAGAAGCAACAGUGAGAAUGAGUGAGUGCAUGACAGGGUCAAACAUGGCCACCACCUCCACCUUCUCUGGAUACGGCCUGAGUCGCAGUAGUUUUAACAUGGUGAAGAGAAUGAGGACUCAGUGGAGGUCAGGCGGCACCACCAGAGAGAAACCGUACACCUGCGAACAGUGUGGCAGGAGUUUCCCCAAGCAGUACAACCUGAUCAGACAUGCUGUGGUCCACAGCGGGGAGAAGCCCUACAAGUGCACACAGUGUGGGAAAUGCUUCACCCAGCGUUCCAGUAUGAAGUCACAUCAGAGAACUCACAUAGUAGAGAGUCCGGUGUCCCAAUAUGGGGUACCCGUGUACCCUGGGGAUCCACACACAAGUUUGUCUCAGACGAGAUGGAACAAAUAAAACAUGGCAUAGCUUGUCUAACACUUUCUGUGAAAAUGUGGUACAGCAGGUGUUUUGAGACAUUUUAACAAGCUUUUCUUCCUAAUUGAUUUGUGAAAUGUUUUACUGUUGACAGCUCCACAGUUUCAUUUGAACAACCUACUUACAACUUAAUCAGUCAUAAAUGUUAUGUAAUCAAAUGUAUUUAAAGAAAUUGUCAAUCCUGCGCAUUUAGAUAAAGAAAACAUAUAGUAGCCAUUUAGUAUGUGUUGUCUAGUUAGUGUUUAUAUAGUUAGUGUUUGUCUAUCUGGAACAAUUUCUUGCUACAAGGGACUGUCUCGUAUCAAGUCAGGUUAAUAACUAAACUUUAUUUCUUGAAUUAUAUUUUUUUAAAGUUAUAUUGCAAGGCAAUAAAAUGUUUCAGUUCAACUGCGUACAUGUUACAUGUACAGUGCCUUCAGAAAGUAUUCAUACCCCUUGACUUUUUACAGCCUGAUUUAAAAACGGAUUAAUUUAAUAUUUGUUUUCUCUUGCCUUUCACAUAAUAUCCCUUAAUGUCAAAGUGGAAUCUUAAUAUUUAGAAAUGUAUACAAAUGAAUUAAAAAUGAAUGAAAAGCC